CAUUAUAUAAUCAUCUUAUCAAACAUGAGUAUUAUCAUCGGAAGGAUCGUAUUUGGUUUAAUGUUUGAGGUCUGCACACUUGAGGAAUUCAUAAUUGAUUUAACAGUGUAUUUUAGCUAGUUGUUAAAUCUACAUUUAAAAUUAUUUGUAAAUAUAUAAAUCAAAGUAUUUAAGUAAUCCACUGCAAGGCUUUCGAAUGAAACUGCAGUUAGUAUGUAGCUAUCUGACAGAAGUUGUACAUGACUUCUAGUAAAUAAUUGGACGCACAUAUGUACAUACGCACAUAUGUAUAUGGAUGCACGUAUUUUUUGCCUGCCAGGUAACAUUUUCUAAUUUAAAGGGCACCAAUCAAUUGCUAAUUGCUUAUUCGUUAUGGUUGUGGCCUUGUCAGUUCUUUAUUUCCUCGCUUUUUACUUAGUUUAUUAAUAACUUUGGUGAGAAACUUUUUUGUGGCGUUUUCUGUGGUGUGCAGCAAAAAAUAAGUCUACACAAAUUAAAUUGAAUUAAGUUCCCAGAAAGAUGGGAUUAUCUGGAUCUGUCACAAAAUGGAUAAUUGCGAUAGUUGUUCUUACGACGAGCAUUGUGGACGCUUGCAACUCGUACGGGCACUACGGGAGCUCGGUCGUGGAUUUUUCCCAUCUUGACAAUUUGGACGCUUCCCAUCAUCCCACGUUGAGCGAAAAGAUUCGGAGUGUGGUGAGGUCACAUUACGGGAAAGGGUGGGGCUGGUCCCCUCCAAAGUCAUCUUACCAAGGUCACUCUGGAGGGGGUGACAGCUACAGUCACUCUGCUGGCGGUGGUGGUGGUGAAAGCGAUGGCCAUCAUCAUCUCUCAUCAAUAUCUUCACAUUCUUCACAUCAUAAACCAGGAUACGAAUUUGCGGCUCAUAAUCACCAGAAACCAGUCAUCGUGGGUCCUCCAAAGUCCAAAAAUGCGGAAGGAAUGUCAAGAAAAUAUCGAAAAGUUAAGGUGGUACAAGUCAAGAAAUUAAACGAAUAAUGCAAUGUUUGUAUCCAUUAUUAGCGUUAAUAGUAUUAUUAUUCAUUGAGUUGUUGCAGUGAGCAUGUUUGACAGAAAAAGUGUGUAUGAUUGAUUAACUCUUAAGAGGUAUUAAAACCAUCUUUUUGUUUUCAAAAUUA
Messenger RNA from Folsomia candida, 1139 nucleotides. RefSeq lists its product as uncharacterized. The coding region runs from base 520 to 999 and encodes 159 amino acids. Lineage: Eukaryota; Metazoa; Arthropoda; Collembola; Entomobryomorpha; Isotomidae. The record is from RefSeq and is a predicted model, not a curated record. The transcript has 3 exons.